This is a messenger RNA of Protomyces lactucae-debilis, 645 nucleotides long. RefSeq lists its product as uncharacterized. The record is from RefSeq and is a predicted model, not a curated record. The coding region runs from base 1 to 645 and encodes 214 amino acids. The transcript has a single exon. Lineage: Eukaryota; Fungi; Ascomycota; Taphrinomycetes; Taphrinales; Protomycetaceae.
AUGGCUGGGGAGAUGGAUGAGGAUGGAUAUGUAGAGCCUGAUCAGGCUCAGCUGGCGGCACUGGCGAGCUUCAUGCCAGAUUUUGAAGUUGUGGAACAUGCUACAGGCGACAGUGCUUCAAGCGUUGCGAGCGCAGACGCUGCUAGUGUGGCAGAGGAUGUAGAGCCAGAGUUUAAAGCUGAAGAGGGCGAAGAAUUUACGUAUCGACUCUUCUCGAAUGUUUCAACAACCAAGUUGAACACUGCACAGGAAGAGCAGCGGGACGACGUGGAUGAGCAUGGCGAUAUUCGCUACAUUCACGUUGAACAGAAGCGGUCAUUUGACUACUACUAUCAGCCAUCUCGCUUGGAGGCAUUACAGUCAUGUACGACAGUCAUCGACGGAGACACGGUCCUCAAGCUGUCUCAACAACCAUGGCCUGGGUGCGCUGCGACUGAUCGCGUGAUGCACAUCAAGCUAGAUUUAUCAGACAAGGGCAAGAAACGUUGGCGACCAUCGAAAGCACGUCGUGACCGCUUCAAACUCAUCAAGGAGCAAGAAGCACAAAAGGAACGGCAACGCGCUGCGUCUCGCGCUGGUCAGCGUGGUCGUGGCGGUCGUGGUGGCGGGAUGAGCAGAACACGCGGUCGAGGCAGAGGAUCAUGA